Cydia fagiglandana is the source of this 623-nucleotide messenger RNA. RefSeq names its product 10 kDa heat shock protein, mitochondrial. Bases 136 to 447 code for a protein of 103 amino acids. The transcript has a single exon. Gene Ontology annotation, molecular function: protein folding chaperone; ATP binding; metal ion binding. The record is from RefSeq and is a predicted model, not a curated record. Lineage: Eukaryota; Metazoa; Arthropoda; Insecta; Lepidoptera; Tortricidae. Gene Ontology annotation, cellular component: mitochondrial matrix.
GCUAGUCUUCCUUCCGCCCGUCAACUUCGUUCGCCGGCUCCCGAUGCGAAUUUUCUAGAUUGAAAGCAGAUAACCUAAAACCGCUCUGCGUUUCACUUGUUUUAAUCUCUGUCAAACGGCACAAAUAAUCCAAAAAUGGCAUCUGCGGCAAGGAAACUGAUUCCUCUUUUGGAUCGUGUUUUAAUUAAACGCGCUGAGGCUGUAACCAAGACUGCGGGAGGUAUCGUGCUUCCUGAAAAAGCACAGACCAAAGUUCUUCACGGUGAAGUCGUCGCUGUGGGACCUGGUGCAAGGAAGGACAAUGGAGAUUUCAUCCCCCUGAUGGUGAAAGUCGGCGACAAGGUGCUUCUCCCUGAAUACGGCGGCACCAAGGUCUCCUUAGACUCCGAAGAAAAGGAGUACCACCUCUUCAGAGAAUCGGAUAUACUGGCGAAAAUCGACAACUAAAUUAGUGAUAGCUUUAAAAUUUUACGUGGUUCGAAUUGGUUAGUUAUAAAUACUAGAAAUCGUAGUGUAUGAACAUGUGAUUGUGUAAUAUGUUGGUUGCUAAUGAAACAUGGACAUAAUGUUAUCUCCGUUGCAUUUCUUAUUAUAAUACUGUUACUAAAAUUUGUUGACUAUUA